Pogona vitticeps (central bearded dragon) is the source of this 815-nucleotide messenger RNA. The record is from RefSeq and is a predicted model, not a curated record. NCBI's taxonomy places the organism in Eukaryota, Metazoa, Chordata, Lepidosauria, Squamata, Agamidae.
AUGAUGAACAGGAGGAGAAGAAAUGCCCAGGAACACCUGGGGCAUCAGGUGCAGGAAGACAUAAACAAGUAGGAAAACAGAGAAUUGAAAAUGCAACUGGGAAGGAAUGGAUGUCACAUGAAAGAUCUCACACAGGGGAGAAACCAAAUAAAUGCAUGUCACCUGAUUCACAUCAUAGAACUCACACUGGAGAGAAACCAUAUAAAUGCAUGGAAUGUGGGAAGAGCUUCAGUCAGAGAAGUCACCUGAGUACACAUCAAAGUACUCACACUGGAGAGAAACCAUAUACAUGCAUGGAAUGUGGAAAGAGCUUCAGUCGCAGCAGUGCCCUGGGUCUACAUCAUAGAACUCACACUGGGGAGAAACCAUAUACAUGCAUAGAAUGUGGGAAGGACUUCAGUCAACGCUGUCACCUGAUUUCACAUCAAAGUACUCAUACUGGAGAGAAACCAUAUAAAUGCAUGGAAUGUGGGAAGAGCUUCAGUCAGAGCAGUCACCUGGGUACACAUCAAAGUACUCACACUGGGGAGAAACCAUAUAAAUGCAUAGAAUGUGGAAAGAGCUUCAGUCGCAGCAGUGCCCUGGGUCGACAUCAUAGAACUCACACUGGGGAGAAACCAUAUACAUGCAUAGAAUUUGGGAAGGACUUCAGUCAACGCUGUCACCUGAUUUCACAUCAAAGUACUCACACUGGAGAGAAACCAUAUAAAUGCAUGGAAUGUGGGAAGAGCUUCAGUCAGAGCAGUCACCUGAGUACACAUCAAAGUACUCACACUGGGGAGAAACCAUAUAAAUGCAUGGAAUGUGGGAAGGAC